AUGUCACAGUGGGGUUUACAGGGCUCUUUGCGAGCCCAUCUUCGGGAGUUGAGUCACUUGUUGUUGGAAGAACGAUUGCAAGAAGAUAGAACGGGUUCUGUUGAACCCGAUCGUGGAAGUAGUGUCUCAAGUAGCUACUACUCUAGUGCUGAAAAAAAUCCGCAGAAACGGAUUUUGUCGCAAACCAUUGAUUUUGACCAUGAUUACAAGCAUCGUCACAAGCGAAAUUCACGAUUUGGAGACGUUUCGUUGCGGUUAGUAGACGAUGUGGCUUCAAAACAUCACUCUCCAGAGUCUUCUUCGCUUUUGGGGCUCGAAAACGACGAUUUUUCGUUGGAAGGAGAGUCUGCAAAUCAAGAAAAGUCCGCGUCUUCGUCACAAAACAUUCACGAAGACCCCACAAAGGGCGGGCAAAGUCCAAAACAAGACCUCGGUCUCGAAGAUCCGACUGAAAAGUACAGCACAAGGUCUCCACUCAAAAAACAAGAAAGAAAAUCAUCAAUCAACCGACAUUCUACUACACCUGAGGAGCUAGAAUUAACCCCGAAGCUCACUUCAAGUCUCUUGAAGCUUUGUCUUUUUCCCUCGUCAACUGUUUCUUCGCGCGAUGUUUUCAGAAUCUUGCCCACCUUCUUUUCAGCGGAAAUGAGCGCUAAAAUACGAGAAGCGGUUCUCUCAAAUGAUGUUUCGAUUGGGCUCGGGAUGGUCACCUCCAUUUUAAAAGAUCGUGAUCUCUUAGCCGCAAAUAGCGGCAAAGAUGAAUUUUACGACUUUUGUUGCCAAUAUUUAUGCACAGAAGACCUUAUGGCGGUCGAGAUGGCUAUAUAUACAUGA
Molecule: messenger RNA, 834 nt
Organism: Lachancea lanzarotensis
Lineage: Eukaryota; Fungi; Ascomycota; Saccharomycetes; Saccharomycetales; Saccharomycetaceae
Product: LALA0S06e08196g1_1
Exons: 1
Coding region: 1-834 (277 amino acids)
Source: RefSeq, a predicted model, not a curated record